GUUAAGUGAAAAGAAUCAAAGUUCUAUAUAUUGUUAUUAAAAAGGCCCUCUCCUCCCAUUAAAAUCACAUAGAAAGCCAAGCACUGCAAAAAUUCUCUACCUACUAAAGUCUUUCACCAAAUAAUAUAUUUCGAUAAAAAUUUUCUUACACUGUAUGAAAUGAAAGUUUCCUUGUAUCAACAACAAAUGAAGGUUUGGGUUGUGUUGGCAGUAUGGGUUUGUUGGAUAUCCAUGGUUCAACCACAGUGCUGCAUCGCUGCGACAGGAAAUGAACACAAGCUCACGGUUUACACGGUGAGAUUCACCACUAAGGGUGCCACCAGGAACUCGUAUCUGAUGUUUAUGAAGGAUUUAUACAAUGCAUUGACAGAUCGUGCAGAUAGAAGCGGGGACAUACCAGUUUUGCCUCCCAGAUCUACGCAGCCUACUGAUCCCCAACAAUAUCUUUAUGUGGAACUCUCAAAUGGGUACCAAACCGUCACAUUAGCUUUGAAUGUCAGUGAUGUGUAUAUCUUGGGUUAUCAAGCAGGUGGAAGUGGAAGCUCCUACUUCUUUAGCGAUGUUCCCACUGAUGCACGUAAUGCUCUUUUCCCAAACACUCAGAGAGAGUCUCUUCCAUAUACUGGCAGAUAUGGGGCACUUGAAGCUGCUGCAGGAGUGGGUGAUAGAAGGGAAAUCCCUCUGGGAAUUGAUGAACUACGCCAACAUAUUGAGAACAUGAAUUAUCUUCAACCCAGUUCUUCUCGUGGCCCCAUCGCUAGAGCCCUUAUAGUUUGUAUCCAGAUGGUUUCAGAAGCUGUGCGAUUGAGAAACAUCCAGCAAGAAAUACUUGCAGUUGCGGAGCCUCGUGCAGAUGGAACUUAUGGAGUGUUUUAUCCAGAUGGUUUAGUGACGGAGUAUGAAACUAGCUGGGAAGACAUCUCCUCUGCCAUCCAAUCUGCAACAGAUGGAAUCUUCACAACAGCGGUCCGUUUAGUAUAUGAUGGUCAAGAAUUGGUUUUGAGCACCUUGAGACAAGUGCUUUUCAUUAUUGCAAUAAUGCCAUUAAGAUGCAGAAACACAAGAGCAAAUCUGCAGCUUUUGGAAAUGCCAGCAUCGAUAUCAUCAUAUGAGUUUUCUUCUUUGUUACCUAUGGCUAUGAGAUCCAUUGGCCUGGAAGACAACGGUGACACUUGUGAAAGAGCUUUAGCGCCAACCUCGAAUAUUAUUGGACAGAAUGGUCUGUGUGUUGAUGUAUACGAGGGAAGCUACCACAAUGGGAACAAAAUAAUCUUAUGGCAAUGUGGACAAAAUCAGGCCAAUCAAUUAUGGACGUUGAGAACAGAUGAUAACACAAUUCGAUCUGGUGGAAAAUGCUUAACCACUUAUGGAUACAGCUCCGGAAGCUAUGUGAUGAUCUAUGAUUGUGACACGGCUGUCUCUGAUGCCACCAAAUGGAAAAUCUGGAGCGACGGAAGCAUAAGAAAUCCCAGAUCUGGGCUAGUCUUGACGGGAAGUAAGGAUAGCUCAGGCAUGAUUAAUCUGGUUGUAGAUAACAUCUUUUUUGGUUCUAGGCAAGUUUGGUAUGCCAGUAAUAAUACGAAGCCAUCAGUGACCACCAUUGUUGGUUAUAAUGGUCUGUGCUUGCUAGCAAGUGGAAGUCAGGUGUGGCUGGAGAAAUGUGUGAGUAAAGAUGCUGAACAACAGUGGGCAAUAUAUCCAGACGAGACCAUCAGGCCUCAGAAAAAUCGUGAUGGGUGUCUCAAAUAUGCAAAUGCAGGUGGGGACUUAGUUACUGUGGGAACGUGCGAUGGAUGGAUUGAGGAACGGUGGCGAUUUCGGAGUGAUGGCACCAUUUUGCAUGUGGUGACUGAACAGGUGAUGGAUGUGAAAGAUACCAGUGCCACCCUUCCUGACAUUACGAUCAAUGAUUACAGCAAUCAACGAGCAAGCCAAAUUUGGUUUCAGGUGCCGCUGCGAAAAUGAAAGCAUUACUAGCAUAUGCAUGCCCUAGCAUCUUUAGUUGUAUUGAAUCAAUAAAUGCUGAAAUAAAAGUAACCCUUAUGCCCUUUCACCUUCACUGCAAAGCACCACAAACUACUCCAGGUCUUAUCAUGAUCUACAGUUUUAUGAAUGAUCUGUCAAUCACAAACUU
Molecule: messenger RNA, 2134 nt
Organism: Durio zibethinus
Lineage: Eukaryota; Viridiplantae; Streptophyta; Magnoliopsida; Malvales; Malvaceae
Product: abrin-b-like
Biological process (GO): negative regulation of translation
Molecular function (GO): rRNA N-glycosylase activity
Source: RefSeq, a predicted model, not a curated record